Molecule: messenger RNA, 862 nt
Organism: Micromonas pusilla CCMP1545
Lineage: Eukaryota; Viridiplantae; Chlorophyta; Mamiellophyceae; Mamiellales; Mamiellaceae
Exons: 2
Coding region: 95-862 (255 amino acids)
Source: RefSeq, a predicted model, not a curated record
GCGCGCGUCCCGCGUCGCACGUUUUCUCGGCCCGGCGGCUUCCUCGACGCCCCGCAGCGCUCGCAGGCUUCGCAAGAAAACAACAACCCUGACCAUGGCGCGCGUCAUGCACGCUCUCGGCACGGCGCUCCGCGAGACGGGCCAGGCGCUCGAUCGCAUCGGUUGCAGUUUUCAGGGUUCCAACGUCUUUCGAGAGGCGAUCAGCAAGCAUCGCACGAUCCAGCAGAUCUACGAGAAAGUCCCGAAGCUCCCGGCCGCGGGGUUCGUCGCGCCGUCCGCGUCCGUCAUCGGCGACGUCACGAUCGGCGAAAACUCCAGCGUGUGGUACGGCGCGGUCCUCCGCGGCGACGUCAAUCCAGUGUCGAUCGGAUCCUUCACGAACAUCCAGGACAACGCCGUCGUGCACGUCGCCAAGACAAACGUCGGCGGCGUCUCGCUCCCGACCGUCAUCGGCGAUCGCGUCACCGUGGGUCACAACGCGAUCAUCCACGCGUGCACGAUCAAGGACGACGCGUUCAUCGGCAUGGGCGCGACGGUGAUGGACGGCGCGACCGUGGAGGCGGGCGCGAUGGUCGCCGCCGGCGCGCUCGUGACGCCCGGGACGACGGUGCCGUCGGGGCAGCUCUGGGCGGGCGCGCCCGCGCGGAUGAUGCGCGAGAUGACCGCGGAGGAGAAGGCGUUCACGAAGACGAGCGCGGAGACGUACGCGGCCGUGGGGGAGGUUCACGCGGAGGAGUGUGGGAAGGGUUUCGAGGAGAUCGAGCACGAUAAGGCCGCGAGGCGAAUGGCGUUGGAGAGAGACCCGGAUUACGACUCGCAUCUCGGCGUGAGACGGGGGGACGUCAAGGUGCAGAUUCCGUGA